UUUUCGCUCCUUUAUGUUUCCAGGGAUGAGAUGUCCUUACAAUAUUCUCCAAUGUCAGAAGACUCUGAUGACUCGAGAUACUGCGAAACUCCAAUACACACUUGUUCAUCCCAACCUGACAGCCUACCAACUAGUCCUGUCUCUCCAUACAGGUAUCAAAGACCCCUGAGUGGAUUCUAUUCUGCUCCCCCAACCGCAUCGAACCCUUCACCCACCGUCACCUCCUCACAAACUCGUCAGCGAGGCUGUGAUUCUGAGGGCCGGUUUCCAUCAUCACCUAGUGAUAUAUGCCGCUCAGCAGACUUGAGGAGGGGUGCGCUCUUGCAGUCGGUGCAGAUGAGAACUCAACCUCCGGGCCCUUCACCAUUUGAAUUGCCAUGUGGGCCAGGACAAGAGUCGUUUCAUAAUAUAGAAACUGAAGAGCGGCCAUGCUCGUACAUGAGGGCUUUAGUUGAUGAGAGGGACUAUCAGAUUGAAGAAUGUUCUUCGUUUAAUAUCACCGAACCUGAAUAUAAUGAAGAAAAGUCUUGCAGGGUGCUGAACAUGAAUAUGAAAGUGGAUGAGGCUGCGGAUAAAAUUCUUUGAACAAUGGGUUCGCAAAAUUGUGAAAAUGUUGGAAUUUGUAAUAGUUUCGAGAAAUUACCUGUCUCAUAAGCGAUGGUUUUUCCUGAAAGCUAUGGGAGGAUGUGGCAAUGGGCUGAAAGUGAAAAUUUGAAAGAGUUGCUUUUGUU
Camellia sinensis is the source of this 731-nucleotide messenger RNA. RefSeq lists its product as uncharacterized. The record is from RefSeq and is a predicted model, not a curated record. NCBI's taxonomy places the organism in Eukaryota, Viridiplantae, Streptophyta, Magnoliopsida, Ericales, Theaceae.